This is a messenger RNA of Trichobilharzia regenti, 666 nucleotides long. The record is from the annotation of a GenBank genome assembly. Lineage: Eukaryota; Metazoa; Platyhelminthes; Trematoda; Strigeidida; Schistosomatidae.
AUGGAUCGCGCGCCCGCAGCCUAUGAGACUACUUAUGAGACGAGAUAUGAGGCUACUGAUGUAGCCUCUAUAAUCAAUGUUGGUUUUGUUCGCAGUUUAAGUGGGAUUUUGAAGCUUUCUGAAAUAUUACUAAGUUGCAUUGUACUGAUUUGUGUUGCUGCAACCUCCUAUUGGUCACUUCAUCCAUCUGGUGGAUGGGUGAAUUUUGUUGCCUCUGUCACUUUAAUCUGUUCAGCUGUCUUCUAUAUCUUCUAUCUAUUCAAUCUGAUCAGAAAAUUACCUGGCCCAUGGAUUAUCAUUGAGUUCUCUGUUCUCCUGAUAUGCACCUUCUUUUGGUUUAUAACGUUAAUUGUUGCAGCAGCAAAUCAUUAUAAAGGCUCUGGAGCGAUUGCAGCAGCUGUAUUCUCUGCUGUCGCGCUGGCUGUCUACAUCACUGAGUUAGCAACACGUUUCCGAUGUGAACGUCGAGGGAACGGUUUCAUUAUUACAAUGACUGGUGUAAUGACCACGCAUGCUACACGUGGUCCACCAACAUUUGCUCAACCAGCACCAGGAGUAGUAGUACCUGGUGGGCAUAUGCCACAUGAGGCAACAGAUCCGCAUAUUGGUUUUUCAGGUGCUUACGCCCCAGGGGAACGCUCCGACGAAGGUUAUGUUAUGCCAUAG